This is a messenger RNA of Colletotrichum siamense, 957 nucleotides long. Its product is annotated as Fumagillin beta-trans-bergamotene synthase. The coding region runs from base 1 to 957 and encodes 318 amino acids. Gene Ontology annotation, cellular component: membrane. Gene Ontology annotation, molecular function: transferase activity, transferring alkyl or aryl (other than methyl) groups. The transcript has a single exon. NCBI's taxonomy places the organism in Eukaryota, Fungi, Ascomycota, Sordariomycetes, Glomerellales, Glomerellaceae. The record is from RefSeq and is a predicted model, not a curated record.
AUGGCUGUCCAAACCCUUAGCCCGACGUCCUCCAUCGCGAGGUUGCCUACGUCGGCCAUCUCCAAGGUCAAGGACGCCUUGUCUCUCGCCCACCUCAUCACCGAGAGCAACAUCAAGGCCUAUGUCCUGCCCGUCGUCCUCUUCGCCAUGCUGAGCUUGGCGUCCGGGGGCGUCACCGUCAAGUCCCCCAGCUGGGCUGACGUCGCGGCCUCUUUCCCGAGGGCCCUGCUCUGCAUCUGGCUCUACGUCUUCCACUUCGACCUCAGCAACCAGAAGGACCCGGAGUCGGUCGAAGAAGAUAAGAUCAACAAGCCCUGGCGCGCCAUCCCCUCCGGCCGGCUCAGCAUCGAGGACGCCCAGAAGUGGUACGUCGUCGCCACCGUCCUCCUCCUUGUCGCUAGCAUCGCCCUCGGCGGUUUCCCCGAGGCCCUGGCCUUCAUGGCCGAGACCUGGGUCUACGACUACGUCGGCGCUAGCUCCUGGUGGGGCAAGAACAUUAUCAAUGCUCUCUUCUACUCGACCGGCCAGCUCGGCGCCACCCGUGUCGCCUCCCACUCCAACAACAUGGCCCGCGCCGGCUACGAGUGGUGCGCCCUGCUCGGCCUCAACACCCUCACUACCGUUCAGAUCCAGGACUUCAGAGACAUCAAGGGCGACGGAGCUCGUGGACGCCGCACCCUGCCCCUCGCCAUGGGAGACGUCCCCUGCCGCUUCCUCACCGCCUUCUUCAUCGUCUUCUGGUCCAUGGCCCUGUGCGCGUACUGGCAGUGCACCCCCCUUGAGUACAUCAUGCCGGUCAUGAUGGGCGGCUACGUCUCGUUCCGCCUGCUCUUCGACCACUCUACCAAGGCUGACCGCAUGGCCUUCCACAUCUACACUCUGGGAUGGCUGCCGAUCCUCUACUCUAUUCCUUUUGUCAGCAAGUUGGGUUUCCUUAGAUUUGGAGCAUUGAACUAG